AUGGCGGAGGAGGCGGAGCACGAGGGCUGCGUGGAGAACCGGCAGCCCCUCGCGGCGUCGAGCGAGUCGGUGUCCGAGGGCAGCAGCUAUGGCGGCGCCGGUGCGCCCGCGCGGAUGUCGCCGCCCGUGUCCGGCUCGGUGAAUUCCGUCUCCGGUCUCAGAUCGACGCAGUUUGCAAAAGAUGCCUGCUUUGAGUGUGGAGUUAGUUUAACCAUGGUCGUGGAGCCGUGCAAUAUUUGUUAUCUUGAUGGGAAGAUUUUACUGGGUAUACCGUAUAUCUCAACCAGAAUAUUCAGGAUCCUGGCAUCUUUAAGGUUCCAGGCGAACAAGUGGGCCUAUAAGGAGAGCGAAGGGUGGCUGGACAUCACAAGAGCUGAAUUCUUUCCGGAUAGGACAGAGGUACAAUGUUUACAUCGAUGGCAGAAGGUUCUUAACCCUGAACUCAUCAAAGGUCCUUGGACUCAAGAGGAAGAUGAUAAAAUUAUUGAUCUUGUAAAGAAGUAUGGACCAACAAAAUGGUCCGUCAUUGCAAGGUCACUACCUGGACGUAUAGGCAAGCAAUGUCGAGAGAGGUGGCAUAAUCAUCUGAAUCCAGACAUACGGAAAGAUGCUUGGACUGCUGAGGAGGAACAGGCACUGAUUAAUGCCCAUCGGGAAUAUGGGAAUAAAUGGGCAGAAAUAGCAAAAGUUCUUCCUGGAAGGACUGAUAAUUCUAUAAAGAAUCAUUGGAAUAGUUCUUUGAGAAAGAAGUUAGAUGUCUAUGGCACCAGAAAUAUUUUGGCAAUUCCAAGACUAGUUGGUCAUGAUGACUUCAAGGAUAAACAGAAGUCGUUGGCUUCUGAGGGCCAUCUUGAUCUGAACACAGUGCCCGGCAUCACUUCAAAAAACCUGCCUGAAAUAGCUCAUCAUUCUAAUUUUAGCUCACAUCUACAGUCAUACAAACUGGAUCAUGCCAAGGACCGCUCAGGGUUCCUAUCCAUUUCUUUUUUACCAACUGUGCAGCCACUAACUUCUUAUGAAGUGUCAUCGGUGGUUAAUGGCUCUGCUGUUACUUCAGCGGCACAAGGUCUGGAAAGUGAUUCUGUUCGUGACAAGGGUUUGGAAAUUAUUUCUGUUCAUGAGAAGGGACUCAAGGUUGAUUCCACACUUGAUACCCUGGGGGAACCUGAUAGCACUCAGCUAGAUGCUGUACCAGCUAAAGGUGAAGAAUCAUCUUUGAAGAAUGAUGCACAGUCUAGCCUUGGUCCUCUUUGUUACCAGAUUCCUAACAUGAAUGAUGUAGCCCCUGCCAGUUCCUCACUCAUUUCUGAACAUCAAACCGUGCACCAGACAUCUGAGCAUUGCAGGAAUGGAGCACUAUCCCCCAAUGGUUGCACGACGCCAACGAAGGGAACAAUGUCAGUCCAGUUAAGUGUUGAUUCAAUAUUGAAGAUUGCUGCUGACAGCUUCCCAGUCACCCCUUCAAUAUUAAGAAGAAGAAAACGAGAAAGACCGACACCUGCUAGUGAUUUGAAGUUUAGUGAACCAAACACUGAUAGCUUUUACACCCCUGCUGGGAAGCACCCUGCUACAGACACCCCAGAGUCAUUUAGAACUGCAUCCUUUCUGUCACUGGGUUCUCUUGAUGGGCUAUCGAGUUCUGCAAGGGGCUUUGAUGUUUCACCUCCAUACCGGAUAAGGGCAAAGAGAAUGUGUCUCACAAAAUCUGUUGAGAAACAACUAGAUUUUUCAUCAAAUGGAUUGGGCACUUGUGGUUCUGAGGUCCUGAACUCACCUCAGCAGAAUUCUCAAAGCACACAUAGUUUGGGUGAAGCCUCAAUAAUGAAGGAAAAGGAACUUAACGGGCAUGUUACCCAGCUGGAAACUUCAACCAAGAACAUAACGUAUACGACAAACAUGGAUGUAACCUAA
This is a messenger RNA of Triticum turgidum subsp. durum (durum wheat), 1911 nucleotides long. The record is from the annotation of a GenBank genome assembly. Lineage: Eukaryota; Viridiplantae; Streptophyta; Magnoliopsida; Poales; Poaceae.